Messenger RNA from Rhopalosiphum maidis (corn leaf aphid), 1836 nucleotides. It is a transcript of the gene NO66, whose product is annotated as ribosomal oxygenase 1. The record is from RefSeq and is a predicted model, not a curated record. The transcript is spliced from 8 exons. Lineage: Eukaryota; Metazoa; Arthropoda; Insecta; Hemiptera; Aphididae. Bases 174 to 1745 code for a protein of 523 amino acids. Gene Ontology annotation, cellular component: nucleolus. Gene Ontology annotation, molecular function: histone H3K36 demethylase activity; histone H3K4 demethylase activity.
AAUAUAUUUAACAACAUUAACAAAUUAUAUAUAGUUCAGACGUUCAGAGUGACAGAGUUGCAGACUAUUUUAUAUGUUCUUAUACUUCGAUACAUUACAAUUUAUAUCGAACAGAGUAACUGACAAAAUUUUGAAUUCUUCGUAUUUGUGAGUUAAAAAAAAUCAAUUGUUGAAUGAACAGUAUGUCUGCAUUUGAGUAUUAUGCUAAGAACAGUAUUACUGAGAAAAAGGUGAAUCUUAAAAGUAUAAGCAAAACAAAAUUAAAAAAAAUGAAAUUUAAAAUGUCUAAAAAAGAAAAAGUUGUCGAGAAGCCAAAAAAACCCAGCCGUGUUUUGAAUAGUUUUUAUAGUCUUAAUUUAAAAGAUUCUUCCAAAACGGGUCAAAAAUUGAUGGAAUGGCUAAUACAUCCAAUCAGUUUAGACGAUUUCAUGAAGAAUCAUUGGGAGAAAACCAUCCUGCAUGUGCCAAGAAACAGUUCUAAUUACUUUUCGCAAUUGUUUUCUCUUACUGAACUUGAUACCAUUCUUCGUGAAAAUAACCUUCAAUAUGGGACAAAUGUAGAUAUUACAUCUUAUACAGAUAAUGUACGUGAAACACAUAACCCAGUUGGUCGAGCUCAUCCUCAUGUUGUUUGGGAUUAUUUCAAUAAUGCAUGUAGUAUCCGCUUAUUGAACCCUCAGCUAUUCGCCCCAGAAAUUUAUAAAUUCAUGGCUAAUCUUCAAGAAUAUUUUGGCUCAUUAGUGGGUUGUAAUGUUUACCUUACACCACCAUUUUCUCAAGGGUUUGCUCCUCACUACGAUGAUAUUGAAGCAUUUGUUGUGCAAGUAGAUGGAGAAAAACAUUGGAGGGUUUAUAAACCAAGAAGUAAGUUUGAAACCCUCCCAAGGACUUCAAGCCGAAACUUUCAUCAAGAUGAAAUAGGUGAACCAAUUCUUGAUGUAAUAUUGAGACCUGGAGAUUUUUUGUAUAUGCCUAGAGGAUACAUACAUCAAGCCGAUACAUUAUUUACUGAAACACAUUCUUUACAUUUGACAUUUUCAUCAUAUCAACAAAAUUCUAUGUACGAUUUUCUUCAAGUGGUGGUUAAUAAUUCUUUAAGUAAUGCUGUGAAGAAUGAUGUAUCCUAUAGAUCUGGAUUACCUAUUGGAUACCAACAUUUGGGAGGCUUAUGUGAAUCAGAAAAACCACUUCCUCGUUCUGUUCAAAGGCAAAAAUUUGAAAAACAAAUCAACCAACUUAUAACAAAUUUAAAAAAUCACAUUGAUAUUGAUCAUGCUAUUGACACUUUUUCACUGAAAAAUUAUUAUACAAAUUCAUUACCACCAUCAUUAUGUAAUGUUGAAAUGCUACGGACAGUUGCUAAUGGUACAAAGAUGUUACCAAAUGGAAAAACCACAGAACAAGAAAUAAACCUUGAAAUUACUGAAGUUAAACUUAUUCGUAAAAAUUGCUUUAGGCUGGUUGAAGAAAGUACGUUGGAUGAAGAAACUGAUCAAAUGAUAAGUGAAUUGAGAUUGUAUUAUAAUUUAGAUAAUUCUAAACAAUUGCAUAGUAAUGAGUGUCAAUUUGUUGUCAUACCAGAUGAAAUGGGAUUGUAUGUGAAGAAACUAUUUAAUAUUUAUCCAUUAUUUAUUAAAGUUUCUGAUUUAUGCAAUGACAAUGAACAGGUUAUGCAGCUUGUGAAUGAUUUAUGGGAACGAGGAUUGUUAAUUACUUCUGAAGAUAUUACAACAAUGUCAAAUUAGUUAUUGAAAAAAACAACUAAAACAUACAUAUUAAAAUUUAUGUUUGAAAUAAUACUUAACUUAUAAUAAACAAUGCAUAUUAAAGAAGAAA